UCCUUAACGGGCCCGAUUCUAGCCAUGACGGCCGCCAAGAAAGCCGACUGCAACCAAGAGUCGCGAAAAAGGGCUCCCCCUUUUGCUUCAGCGAGCCUUGAACACCAGCCUUUGCUUUAUUCCAUGCUCCCACAAAGAAGUCCCACAGUCCUUUGAACCUCCCUUCCGAGUCCAAUACACUCAGGCACCGCUGUUCUUCUCUGGAUUUUUCCCCUGCAUCGCGGAGUUCCUUCAAGAUUACGCAUCGCCGCCGAUCCCGCCGAACCUACACAGCCUUCCAUCAUGGCGCAGGCAGGAGCUGGGGGGUCGUACAACAACCCUCUGAAGAAAUUCAAGCUGGUGUUCCUCGGCGAGCAGAGCGUCGGGAAAACGUCACUUAUCACACGCUUCAUGUACGACUCGUUCGAUAACAUGUACCAAGCCACCAUUGGCAUCGACUUCCUCUCAAAGACGAUGUAUCUCGAGGACAGGACGGUGCGGUUACAGCUCUGGGAUACCGCCGGCCAGGAAAGAUUCCGAAGUUUGAUCCCAUCCUACAUCCGAGACUCCAGUGUAGCCGUGGUGGUUUACGAUGUAUCAAAUGCUAAGAGCUUUCAAAACACGCGGAAAUGGAUAGACGACGUCCGGGCCGAGCGCGGCAACGACGUCAUCAUCGUCCUGGUGGGCAACAAGACGGAUCUGAGCAAGCGCGAGGUGACGACACAGCAGGGCGAGGAGGAGGCCAGGAAAAACAACCUGAUGUUCGUCGAGACGAGCGCGAAGCUGGGACACAACGUCAAGGCGCUCUUCAAGAGAAUAGCGCAAGCCCUGCCCGGGAUGGAGAGCUCCGACGCAGCCUCGCGAGCGACGAACCAGGUCAUCGACGUCAAGACCAACAGCAACCAACCCUCGCAGGAAGGCUGUUCGUGCUAGGUGGGGACGGUGCCGUCCACUGAAAAGUACAUUGGAUGGGGGGGGGGGAACGCCGGGGAGAUCGAUUGAGGGUGGAAGGCUACCAUGGAGCACCAGGAUGGGGCCAGGCGCCAGGCGAUAUAUCACCGCUCAUUCAUAUCGUCACUCGAUUAUACAUGGGAGCGUUGAAAAGACUGCUGUCGAGAGAGGGACGCAUUGGAGCAUAGCGAGUAAGGGUGGUUUUGUCGUAUUAGUGUUACAAAACAUGGCCGAUAAUAAUAGUUCUACAAACUUGGAGUAAUCAUUCUAGAGGCCUGGCCGCUGCGAGAGUUAUACCCUUGUCAACCAAGGAUAUCAAGCUUAUACUACAAUGCAAAGUACUC
Phialemonium atrogriseum is the source of this 1274-nucleotide messenger RNA. Its product is annotated as putative ras. The record is from RefSeq and is a predicted model, not a curated record. Gene Ontology annotation, molecular function: GTPase activity; GTP binding. NCBI's taxonomy places the organism in Eukaryota, Fungi, Ascomycota, Sordariomycetes, Cephalothecales, Cephalothecaceae. Bases 283 to 912 code for a protein of 209 amino acids. The transcript is spliced from 5 exons. Gene Ontology annotation, biological process: vesicle-mediated transport.